Molecule: messenger RNA, 540 nt
Organism: Camarhynchus parvulus
Lineage: Eukaryota; Metazoa; Chordata; Aves; Passeriformes; Thraupidae
Gene: VAMP1
Product: vesicle associated membrane protein 1
Exons: 5
Coding region: 73-540 (155 amino acids)
Biological process (GO): SNARE complex assembly; vesicle fusion; vesicle-mediated transport
Cellular component (GO): SNARE complex; plasma membrane
Molecular function (GO): syntaxin binding; SNAP receptor activity
Source: RefSeq, a predicted model, not a curated record
CCGGGGGCUCGGGAUACUGCCGGUGCGAAGCUCCGAGCGCGGUAGAGUCGCGCGGUUCCCUCCGGCCCGGCCAUGUCUGACCCGGCUCAGCAGCCUGCUCCCGGCGCUCCCGAAGGAGGGGCUCCCGAAGGAGGCGCUCCCGAGGGGGCAGCCCCCGGUGGGGGUCCCCCCGGGGCUCCCCCCAACCUGACCAGCAAUCGCCGCCUGCAGCAGACGCAGGCACAAGUGCAGGAGGUGGUUGAUAUAAUGUGUGUAAACGUAGACAAGGUGCUGCAGCGAGACGAGAAGCUGUCAGAGCUGGAUGACCGCGCAGACGCGCUGCAGGCCGGCGCCUCAGUGUUUGAGAGCAGUGCAGCCAAACUCAAAAGGAAGUACUGGUGGAAGAACUGCAAGAUGAUGAUCAUGAUGGGAGUGAUUGGUGCCCUUGUGGUGGUGGUGAUUGCAAAAAGCAACUCUCCAUUGGUGUUGGAAUAUAAGUUCAGGGCCCAAAUGAAGACCUCCAAGAGUAGGAUGCUGUUCACAACAUCUCUUGGAGCAUGA